Molecule: messenger RNA, 1136 nt
Organism: Anoplopoma fimbria (sablefish)
Lineage: Eukaryota; Metazoa; Chordata; Actinopteri; Perciformes; Anoplopomatidae
Gene: gghl
Product: gamma-glutamyl hydrolase
Exons: 9
Coding region: 33-980 (315 amino acids)
Biological process (GO): tetrahydrofolylpolyglutamate metabolic process
Cellular component (GO): vacuole
Molecular function (GO): gamma-glutamyl-peptidase activity
Source: RefSeq, a predicted model, not a curated record
CUCUCAUAAGUUAACACUCUCUUAACCGCCUCAUGGGAUCUUCAUCAUAUGUGCGUUUGUUUUUUGCCUGCUGCUUGUGUUGCAUCAGAGCUAUGCCGACUAAACUCAACGUGAACGACAGACCUGUGAUCGGUAUUUUGACGCAGAUAGUUUCAGAUGAAGUCAUGAAACCGUUCGGGACGACCUACAUACCUUCCUCCUAUGUGAAAUUCAUUGAGUCUGGGGGCAGCAGAGUGAUGCCUAUCAGAUUGACUCUUAAAACCACUGAAUAUGAAAAGAUCUUCAGGAAUAUCAAUGGCUUGCUUUUCAUCGGGGGAGCAGCAGAUUUGGAGACAUCAGAUUUUGCCAGGGUGGCAAAGAUUUUCUACAGACUCGCUCUGAUGGCCAAUGAUGAAGGGGACUUCUUCCCCAUCUGGGGUACGUGCAUGGGCAUGCAGCUGCUGACUGUGCUGGUGGCCGGAGAAAAUCUGCUGGAAAGAACCACAGCUGAGAACGUAGCGCUGCCCCUCAACCUGACCACAGAGGCCAGCUCUAGCAGGAUGUUUGAGGGGUUCCCCGACAGUCUUAUGAGGGCUUUGACCCAAGAACCACUAACUGGCAAUUUUCACCACUAUGGACUUGCAGUGAAGACCCUUCAGGAAAAUGAGAAGCUGCAGAGUUUCUUCUCCCUGCUGUCUACAAACGUUGCUGAGAACGGAAUCCACUUUGUUUCAACCAUAGAAGGUAAAAGAUAUCCCUUCUAUGGAGUGCAGUGGCACCCAGAGGUGAAUCGUUUUCAGUGGGGCCGGAAGCUGAACUUCCCUCACUCUGCUCAUGCUGUUCAGUUAUCUUCUCUGCUGGCUGAGUUUUUUGUCAAUGAAGGAAGGAGAAGUUUACAUCAGUUUGACAAUCCUGAGGAAGAGGCCUCGUCACUGAUUUACAACGACACGCCUGUCUACGCUGGAAACUUCACAGGAUAUGAACAGCUCUAUUUCUUCUGAAAUCCCCUACCGUCUCUGUCUGUGUGGUAGUCUGCUUGUACAACACAGCACUUAAUAUGCAGUCUCUAGUGAUUUUAACCAAAGAUAGUCCUCAAAAAUAGUAUGAGUAUAUGUUGUUAUUGUGCUUAUUUGAAUAAAUACACUUUUUUUUUGUCA